AUGCCCAACUCUAUGGCUCCGGCCAUGAACGUUACAAUGAUAGUUUGCAGCGCACUAUCGUUGGUCUUCAUGAGCCUGCGAUUCCUCAGCAAACACCUUGUGUCCACGAAGCUCGGCAUUGAUGACGCGGUGCUUCUCUUUUCUUGGUUGCUUUUUGUGACAUUCAUUGUCCUGUCGAUUUAUGCUACAAAGUUCGGGCUCGGGAAGCACUAUGAAGACGCGGAUUUGACACUGCUGCCGCGUCUGCUAUACCUAUUACCGAUUGGCCAAUUCUUUGCCGUCAUCUCGGUUGCCGUGUCCAAGUCGUCCUUCAUCUUGACACUACUGAAGCUAGUGACUGUGGCCUGGCAAAAGGCCGCGUUGUGGUUCAUGCUUGUGACCAUCAACGGGUCCAUGUUCAGCAUUGCUGUCGUUCAGUUCUUUCAAUGUUCGGUUCCGCCUACUCCAGGAUGCGUUCAGAACGACGCCGUCAUCGGGUUGGGGUCGUACGCAGCAGGGUACUCAGCCACCAUGGAUUUAGUCCUUACGGCAUUCCCAGCCAUUAUUAUCUGGAACUUGCAAAUGAAGAGCAGUGACAAGUUUGGUAUCAUUGCCUCUAUGAGCUUGGGCAUAGUAGCCGGUGUUGUGGGUAUCUACAAGACUUCCACAAUUGGCCUUGUUGCUCGUAACGCCGACUUUACCUACGGAACGGCCUUCCCCCUGAUCUGGCUUUCUGCUGAAGUCAGUGCAACUGUCAUCGCCGCCUCAAUCCCCUUCUUUAGGCCGCUAGUCCGCAUGGUUAAGGGCACAGAGGCGAAGGACUCUUCCUACGCUUUGUCCAAAGUUAGCCGGCCUGGCACGAACCCUCUCAAUAGAACCCACGAGCAGCUAGAGGAUGACAGUAGGAGCGACCAGUUUAUCUUGAAGCCGGGCGCAAACAAUAUCUUGCGCGAGACAACUUACACCGUCCAGCACAGUUACGAGGGCGAAGACAAAGCUAGCGAUACUGACCACUCUCACCGUAAUGCUUACUAG
This is a messenger RNA of Trichoderma aggressivum f. europaeum, 1014 nucleotides long. RefSeq lists its product as uncharacterized. The record is from RefSeq and is a predicted model, not a curated record. Bases 1 to 1014 code for a protein of 337 amino acids. The transcript has 3 exons. Lineage: Eukaryota; Fungi; Ascomycota; Sordariomycetes; Hypocreales; Hypocreaceae.